AUGUCAAAGGCCAACCUCGACUCAGAUUUGUAUGGAGGUAGGCGUACAUCCCAUUCACAUCCCCUUUUUACGGAUUGUGUAGACAUCUACGGUGAUGAGUACAACGAGUACGCGGUACCAGUUCAGGAUGCGGAUCUUCAAGAACAAGAAGAAACUCAGGAAGAAGCUCAACCAGAAGAAUCGAAAGAGCCUUCACCGGAACACGAUCUGCAAUCUUCAAAAAGCACCCCUUUUACAGGACAAGACGCGCAUCGUUCACUGCCUGCCAAACCCUCCGCUCAAUCAACGCAAGCUGCCCAGCUCUCAUAUUCCGCUCAAAUAGCCAAGCAGUUCUCGGUCUACCAACAAACUCCAAGUCAAGAACGCCAACAACGGACAGAAAUCCCACUUCCUCGAAAUCCGAGGGACACUCGUCCGACCAAUCCAAUACCAACCGUGACCACAUCAGUCGACUCUGGUCAGUCGUCUUUGGACCCUAAUAGCGUGUUUGGGAAAAAACCCUCAGAGAUGCAUGAUGCUGGGUGA
Laccaria bicolor S238N-H82 is the source of this 525-nucleotide messenger RNA. RefSeq lists its product as uncharacterized. Lineage: Eukaryota; Fungi; Basidiomycota; Agaricomycetes; Agaricales; Hydnangiaceae. The record is from RefSeq and is a predicted model, not a curated record. The transcript has a single exon. The coding region runs from base 1 to 525 and encodes 174 amino acids.